Messenger RNA from Varroa destructor (honeybee mite), 7481 nucleotides. RefSeq names its product aarF domain containing kinase 1 (gene Adck1). Lineage: Eukaryota; Metazoa; Arthropoda; Arachnida; Mesostigmata; Varroidae. Gene Ontology annotation, biological process: lipid homeostasis; mitochondrion organization. The record is from RefSeq and is a predicted model, not a curated record. Gene Ontology annotation, cellular component: mitochondrial inner membrane.
CUCUUUUGUUCGGUAUAACACCUAUGUUUACUGAAUCCGUAGCUACCUCUGGACGUAUUUUCGUCGAAUUUGUGAUGCCACCUUUCAGCUAAUCACAUGUCCACCGCGCUCUUCUGAUCUUAUCCACGAACAGGUGACUGGUGCCAUCUGGUCGUCUGAUUAGUAAAGAUCUAUUAGAAGCACCACCAAUAAGACUGGCUUGGCUUGACUGGUAUUAGACUUAGAACACGGUGAGCCCUGUGGGCUCAUGGUGAUAUGUAAUGAAAAUUUGUAAUACUUCUUGCAUCUGUUCCAACAUGUCUAGCCAGUGCCAAUAAAUUUUACGUAGGAGAUGUGAAGCAGCCACCGAGAACUACUUGCAGGUCGUUUUCUGCCGAUUUUGUAACUAGAAUCGGAGCGAACGAUUGCCAUAAUUAUCCAAAGUAGUUAUCCAAUUACAUAACAGGCUAUCCCCCAGCCAAUUAGGUAAUAAGCCGCAACAAACUUACGCGACAUUUUAAAAUUGUGUUGUUCAAAGACCAAAUCCUUGAAAAAAAGUGCUAUUUAAAGGUCGAGAAAAAGACAUCUGCGUACACCUUGGCUUUAAAGCGUUUCGUGUCAUCUUUAUACUACUAUCAUGACUGUUUUCACUGAGACAAUGAUCGGCUGUUUCGUAAAACCGAUUCGUCAAUGGUUAAAGGAUGGCUCGUAUUUUAUAUAACACGGGUAAAGACUUGUUACUGCGACGGCUAAGCUGGCUAAGCAUUAUUUCCAAUGUACUAUCCUCACCGUACUUGGUUUUCAAAGUGAAUUUGCUUUUUCGCUACCGUCACUGUGCAACGUUAAUCUUGCGGAGACUGAAGAUCGGAUAAACCACAUUCUCUAUAAUUUGGUUACAUGUUUGUUAAGUAGUUGUGAUUUCCGGGCGGUGUGUGCUAAUGGCUGCUAGCAGUAAUCGGUGCAAAUGGGAAGUGUAUUUUCAGAAUUCAUAAGUUGCGUCUAUUAUAACCUUUGGAGCCAAUGUUGAAGUAGUGAAUCUACAUGCCGUUUCAAUGUCAGACUUUCCUUACAGUCUACAUAGUAAUUCUGAUUGCUACCGCGCGUCGGAUGGAGAAACUUUGAUUUUUUUCAAACGAAUAUUUGUGUACGGUAUAAAUCGUGAUCUAAAUCUCCUGAUAAGGAUGUUGUAUGGAUGGUCAUAUUACGCCUAAAGUAGACGCCUGAAAUUCAUAUUUGGUACUACCAGUGAGGCGAAAUUUUGGUUAAAUGUACAUAUAUAAUUACCAUCAUUAAAGUAUCAGCAGGCUUGUCUUCGAACAGCGCCGGGCGUUUGGAGCCUUCGACUAACUAAUGGUAACUCUUAUAGAAGUUCUAUUUUAACAGAAAUUGUGUUCUGGUCUGCGGGAAAAAGUAAAUCAGCAACCUGGAAUUUGAAAAUAAUUUCGUCUUGAUAGAGGCGGACAAUUUCUGCCUAACUUGGGAACGUCUGGCAUUCCACUAAUAAUAUUUUUCAUUAUAGGUGGCCAUUGCGUGCAAUGCUGGGGCGCGUUUUGAGGCUCGGUGUGGCUGGGGCUAUGGUUGGAGGCUUCUAUGUCUCAUAUCGGGACAACGAUCUCAAGCAUCUUGGUGUAUGUCGAGUUGCCCGGUCGGCGAUAGCCGUCGGAAGUAUUGUAAUCGACUAUAAGGCCUCGUUCCGAAAUUUGAAGGAGACUGAUGAGCAAUAUGCUGAUACGCGCCAUGGCUUUCACCAGCGCUGUGCGGAAAGAUUGUUGAAAUUAUGUUGUGCCAAUGGCGGCUGCUAUAUCAAAGUUGGACAGCACAUUGCGGCAUUAGAGUAUCUCGUUCCUGAGGAAUAUACCACCACGCUAAAAGUCCUUCACGCAAACGCUCCCCAGUCUACACUAAGCUCAGUGAGAAAGGUGAUCAAGGAAGAAUUUGGCAAAGAGCUUGAGGAAAUCUUUGAAGAAUUUGAUGAGGAACCGCUAGGCUGUGCGUCACUAGCCCAAGUUCAUAAGGCUAAGCUGAGGACCAGUGAAAACAAUAAUGGUGGGAAAACUGUGGCAGUCAAAGUGCAGCACAAUGACGUCUACCAGAACUCAUUCACAGAUAUGAAGGUUAUGGAACUUUUGGGCAGACUUGUUGACUGGGGCUUUCCUGAAUUUUCGUUGCUGUGGCUCGUUGAGGAAACAAAGAUUAAUCUUCCAAAGGAACUAGAUUUCGCUCAUGAGGCUGGCAACUGCAUAGAGGCCAAAAAACGCUUAAAUCACCUGCCAUGGUUACGAGUACCGUUUGUGUGGGAACAAUGGACAACGAGGCGAGUUCUUGUAAUGGACUUCGAACAGGGUGGCUUCGUUAACGACAAAUCGUACUUGUUGAAACAUAACCUGUCACCAUACAAGGUCGUCGGAAGACUGGGCCAAAUGUACUCCGAAAUGAUUUUUGAGCAGGGCUUCGUGCAUUGCGACCCGCAUCCCGGCAAUAUUCUUGUAAAUCCGAACGGUGACCUGAUUUUACUUGACCAUGGUUUGUACUCCAGACUGUCGACGAAGUUUCGUGAGCAAUACGCUCGUCUGUGGUUAGCAAUAAUAGAUGGAGACGUAAAAGGCAUUGAGAGUGUCGCUAUAGAAAUGAAGGUACCCGCUAAUCUGACAAAGAUAUUUACCAGUAUUGUGGCGGGUCGUCGAUGGAAAGCGGUUGCACAGGGCACUCUUAGCCAGAGCGGCAAUGCAUCUGAACUUCGCGAAAUCAAGGAAUUCGCUUCGCGACAUAUUGAUCUAAUUAACGCGGUCCUUCGAGCAGUACCACGAGAAAUGCUCCUGUUAUUCAAAACCAACGACCUGUUGCGAGGCAUCGAAGCCUCGUUAGGUACUCGGCACGCAGCCAAAUCGUUCGUGACUAUGGCUCAAUGUUGUGUUCGGGGCGUUUACGCUCGGAAGCUACAUGAACCGAAACUAUUAGCAGUGAAUCGACUAAUGUUACAUGUACAGGAAUGGUUCUACCUCAUUAGAAUAUCUAUUUAUCAAUGGCUCCGAUGGUUCAUGUUCACGUUAGCCGAUAGCUUUCAGUUUAGUAAAUAAUUAUAUCGGCUUAAGUGUUUUAUAAUCGCCGCUCUAUCCACCAUGGAUGCGCAAAGCUGUUUGCGAAUGAAGUGUUUUUCUAAAUUAUUCUUCUCUAUUUUCGAUAUUAUAUUAAGUCUUUUCUAUUCUCAUUACUGAAGCUAAACCUAAUAAUAACUCGUUUAUGGUAGUAUGGUGUUUCGAAACGAAAUCUGUUCGACAGUAGAUGAAGCGGAAACUUAAUCAUCAAGGACGAACGCUUCGUAUGUAUGUUAAUAUUAAAAUACAAUGAGCGUGUUAUUUCUGCUACUUGUUAGAAUAUAUUUGUCGCUUGUCGACAUCAAGUACUCAUUAUAAGCUAUUUUAUUGCUAAAUCUUUUUGAUUUUUGUAAUAAUCCGAAUGAUUCGUAUAUUGUAGAAUGGGCUAGGAAAUAAAUUUCUGUACGAUUGUCACACGUUUGUGUAUCUUUCCUGGGCAUGCUUGUACGUCUUGAUUUAUUAACAGUAUCAAUACAAGUUGACAAGUUUGCUUAAAUGUCUCAUAUACAUUUUUAAUAAAUUAUUCUACAUAUAGACGACAAGCGAGGCGCUUUUGGCUACUUGUCGGCACGUGGUUAUCUGAAACACAAAACGCUAUUCUAUGCACAGGCUUUUUCCUACUCGUCGUGGCAGUUCAAUAGAAAAUCGAAAGUAGGUCUUAACUCUAAUGAGUUCCUGUGAAAGUAACUAAAUGGUGACGACAACCGUGACAGCAACUGUGAACGCGUUGUCCAUCAAGGUGUGCGUCUAGCCAUAGCCUCAAUGGUAAAUAUCGCAAAUGUAGUUUCAGCUGCGGUGUACCUCUGUAGGGUAUUACCUAUUGAAACAGUGAAAUUACUAGUAGAUACGACAAUCAGCUUUUUUCACAUUGAAGAUAGCCAUGUACGUGCGUAAAUGGACCUAAAUAUUGUACGACUAAAAUUAGGUGUUGCCUCAUUAUAGUUUGCGAGCGGUAAUUGCUACGUAGGUUGUACUAAGCCUGACAAAGCUUCCCAAACCCAUAGCCGUGUGCAAAAACAGACGCGACAAUCCCGCGAGGGUUGUGCAGAGGGCGCAUGUCUAUUGCGAGAUAGGGCGUAGCGUGAAGUGUAACAAUCACGCUAAAAACCCCUUAUGGCAUAAACGGUUUUUACUAUUCUACCGCUUUCUAAUGCACUAUUUAUCAGUCAUUCAGUCGCUAACAACAGAAAACAACAGAAAAACAACAGGAAAUGUAGGUCCAUCUAGGAGCGAGCGUUGCAUGUUUCAAGUAAAAACCAGAUCUCGUAGUAGAUUUUGCCGUUUCCACCACCCCAUGUAUUCGCUUAUAUCCCAUCAUAGAAACAUUCUUAUUUACUGCAUCUAACCAGACGUCUUUAAACGUUGUUUAGCGGAUCGUUCUUGUUUAGUACGGGCUGACGAUGGCUGUUCGGAACAGAUUGGUAAUUGCGCCACUUUUGAGCAAAUGUUCACAGAGAUCAGAAACGCGAUCUGGGUUUUCAGAUGGUACUUAGAUAUUUCUAAAAAAAGAACCAGGCAGAAACUCUGGUGUUUUGCUUCGCCUAUUUGCCAGCUUCAUGACGUCCAUCAUUAAUUGAUUGGCCUAAAAUUAGCGUUGUUGGCCAUACGUUGUCAACGGUUAUUACGUGUAACAUGAGCAUCUGUUCUUCCUUCACUAUUAAAGGAUUUUGUUAGGACAAAGAGCUUAUUGAAUAAAUCUGAAUUGCGAAAACGGUGUUUUCGCUUAUGGUGUUUACAUCACAUCACCGUUGUUAUCUCGGGCGGAAUGCGUCGAUUCUGGCUCAUUGACCGACUAGAUUAAUACGAUCCUCACGGGUAACUUUCCUACGGUUUGAUAAUUCAAUACAUGAUACGCUAUCAUUCAAUCUCGAUAAUAAAGCUUUUACAUCCUUAUUUGAACGUUUUUCACAUCAGAUCUUGCUAAUAACUAAACUUGGAUGAAGUUUAAUUCGAGCCAUGCCAGCUUAGGUGCUAGCCUGAAUUCUAGUUUUCGGAUUGUGCAUAGAGAGGUCAUCUUCCGUUACGGUUGGUUUGAUUAAAAUUGCCUCAAUGUCAACCCGUGGAUAUUUUCACUAUUGCAGUAGUGCUCCAAACGUCAUUAUCGAGUGUUCUGUAGAUGUUACUAGCAGGUCUUCGACAUAAAGAGGCCUGCAGGGGCGUCGAUACGGAAUCACUCCUAUAAUAGAAGGGUCAUUGGCCGUCAUGAAAGGCUUCUUGGUUCGUGGCCGGAGUAGGCAAUGGCAGAGCCUUGGGUUUCAAGGUAAUAUCAGCAGAACGCCAUUCUCUCUAUUGCUGAGGGUUCUACCAUCUCUGCGGUUAUCGUUUUUUACUUCAUUCAGUUUGUUGCUUGUUAGUAGCUACGCAAUCUAGUCAUUGUAAACAUAAAGCUUGCUAUUGGAUCUCAGUACGAUGAGGACUGUAUGAUGCACAAUUAUCAGACGACUGAGUUCCCUUACAAAUAGAUUUUCUAGUCCGUUCAUUGCGCCGUCAAAAUUGUAUAUCGUCCAUUGGCCGACAAGCCGAUGGCUUUACAGAGAUGACCACAUCGAGCUCACCUCCGUGCAGUGCCUUUACGGGCCUAUAUGCUACUGGAUAAUGGAACUUUCGGCGCAUGUUCAACUUAAACUUUUAUUAUUUUAUAGUAUGUGUCUUUUUGAUAAAUGCACUCACAGGCUCAAUUGAAUGCAAAAAAAAAAACGACAGCUCUAAUACUUUAGAUUUUGUUGUCACUCCUUCAUAUUCUUAGGCUCAUUUGCGAAAUCUUGAUAAGUGACUAGUUACUUUUAUAUUAUAUCCGCCUCGUAGGUCUAUUGUUCGAUGUGUGGUUCAAGUUUAUGAAUCACUGCUUGGGAGCGUGACGAGAUUGCUUGUAACUGCACAGAUGUCCAGAUUAGGCACUACACAGUAUAUACAAUAUAUACACUAAAACGAAUUCCAUUUUGAUAGGUUAUAAUAGAGUGCAAAUAGAUAGCAUUUUUUUCGAAACAAUAUUGUAGAAUUUGAUCGGCACACGUGUUAUCUUCACUAAUCUUUGUCCAUUAGUCUAUUUGUGUUCAAAGAUUAUGCCAGUGACUGGGUUUUCAUGCCUCGACUCGCAUUAGUAGCUCGAAUAUAUGUAGAGAGCCCAAUAUCUGCACUAUCUAGCAUUUUAGCCUUUCAAUUUCACAAAAGGGGAAUUUCACAAAAGUAGAAGAUCAAAAAAAAAGUCCAUUUGUCAUAAACCUAUCUCACAUGAGCCGAGGACACCGCUUAGAGUAGAACAAUCAGGCAAAUCUAAUCUGUACCGAGAGAAAUCCAACGAGUUCCUGCGCCAGUCGAUACCAGAGAGAUGCCAGAGAAACCACAUCAAUGUUUCGAAAUAACCAUCAACGGAGAAGUAUUAUUAAUGUAUAUAUAUAUAUAUAUAUAUAUAUAAAGAUCUCUUAAGAAGAUCAUUGAGGUUAUUAUAUUUCCUUUGGCCAAACCGUUUUAGAGUACUAUCGUUUCCUAAUGAUUUUUCGAAACCAAUUUAUCGUAAUGAUGUAGGAAAAAUGCGAAAUUAGUAUGGCAGCAUCACCGUCAAAAUCCGUUUUCCACGUAAGCAUAUGAGAGUGUAUUAAACGUUUUUAAUGGAUUGACAGACAGGCAUUACAGACCUCGAUGACAGCUGCAUUUGAUUUUUAAGAAAUUUCAUUUGUUUUUUAUUAGUCUAAAAGAUCGUCACGAAGAAGAAAUGGCUCAAAUGACAGAAAGUAUUAAAAUGCGACUCGUUUUAUAUCAGCGAAAAUUGGAAGAGGGAUGUUUAAUUGAGAUUGUUUUCUGUAGGCCUAAAUCCGGGACUAUUAGUUUUUUUUUUAAUGGCAUAUGAGACGCAAAUGAAUAUUUGGGCUUGAGCUUAAGUAAAAAAGAUACGAUCGUAGCAUAUAUUAUUAUGUGUACACUGGACGCUCUUUAAGCCAACGUCUUUUUUGUAUAGCAUUAUUUGUUCGGCAAAAUUAUUUGUUAUCAUCAGGCAUACUAUGCUUUUCCGUUGAUAAUAUUAGAUGAUGUGCAGUUACACGGGUCUAUAGAAAUGAUAUUACGGGUCAGAGUUCGCGUCUACCUACAGAUCUGAAGAACUCUGCAUUUAAUACACACUUACCAUCAUGCUGUAUAACUUGAGGCAAAUUCCAAUGGAAACUUUAAAAAAAUUACUGCUACAUUUGUUACCGAUGUAACGAUUGGAAGAGUGAAAAUCUUUAGCGUUCCUUUUCGGGUCCUUGCAGGUGUCUAUGUAAAUGACCAAACAUUUGAGUAUUAUUAUUCAACUGUGACUAUAGGGUAAAAGUAGCACGAAUCGCGUCCUCAUAAGAUCAAUGAGAACGGCGCAAGGGGUGAAAAAUUUUAAUCCGACCGCAUCUAAGCGUGUGCAUAUAUCUGGUUUUUGUA